Molecule: messenger RNA, 1491 nt
Organism: Aplosporella prunicola CBS 121167
Lineage: Eukaryota; Fungi; Ascomycota; Dothideomycetes; Botryosphaeriales; Aplosporellaceae
Exons: 2
Biological process (GO): pseudouridine synthesis
Molecular function (GO): RNA binding; pseudouridine synthase activity
Source: RefSeq, a predicted model, not a curated record
GUGGCGCCCUCCCCACGUAUCCUCGAAUACCUCGUCCGUCGCGGGCGUGUCCCCGGCGUAAACAUGGCCCUCACCGUCGCCGAACCCAAGCCUUACUUCCCUAAAGACCCUCCGGAGACCUUCGAGCCGCCGCCGCCUGUCGUGACGACGUCGUGCGAUCCAUGGCCGCGGCCAUACUACCUCGAGAAUAACCUGCGACGCGUACACCCGUAUCAUUUUACGUAUAACACGUUUUGCAAAGAGCGCUGGAGAAACCGCGAAAUUUUGGACAUUUUUACCUGCGAGUUCAGAGAUCGGCCGGCCGAUUACUAUAAAGAAAGCAUAGAAAAGGGAGUGAUUGUGGUCAACGGCAAGCCUGUCAAGACCGACCACGUUAUUAAGAAUGGCGAUGUGAUUUCGCACACAAUGCACCGGCACGAGCCGCCCGUGACGGCGCAGCCCAUAGGCGUCGUGCACGAGGACAACGACAUCAUCGUCAUCAACAAGCCCGCUGGUGUGCCGGUCCACCCCGCCGGCCGCUACAACUACAACUCGGUCGUCGAGAUCAUGCGCGCUGAGCGCGGAUACACGUUCAACCCGCUGCCGUGCAACCGGCUGGAUCGGCUGACGAGCGGCGUCAUGUUCAUCGGCAAGCACAAGGAGGCGGCCGAGGAUAUGAGCGUGCAGAUCAAGGCCCGCACCGUCAAGAAGGAGUAUGUCGCGCGCGUUGUGGGCGAGUUCCCCGAGGGCGAUAUUGUGUGCGAGAAGCCGAUUCUGCAGAUUAGCCCCAAGCUCGGAUUGAACCGCGUCAGGGCAUCGGGCAAGGAUGCGCGGACCGUGUUCCGCAGGCUUGCGUACUAUCCGCCGAAAGAGAUGAAGAAUGGGUUGGAGGAGAACAAGAAGGAAGAGGUAGACGGCCAGCCGUGGAAGAAGCUGCGCGGGUACAGCAUCGUCCGCUGCAUGCCUCUGACGGGACGGACGCACCAGCUGCGCGUGCACCUGCAGUUCCUCGGCCACCCAAUCUCCAACGACCCCAUCUACGCCAACCAGCGCGUCUUCGGGCCCUCUCUGGCCGGCGGCGAGGAGGACUCCGAUCGCGACGACGACAUCAUGACUCGGUUGUCGCGUAUGGGCAAGGACGAAGUCGCCGAAGCAGUCGCUUACCACGACGAGAUGGUCGAGGACUACAACAAGCGCAAGGCGGAGAAGAUGACGGGCGAGGUGUGUGAUUUGUGCAAUACUCCGCUGUACAGCGACCCUGGUACGCACGAGCUGGGAAUCUAUCUGCAUGCGCGCAAGUACGCUUGCGAGGAGGGACGGUGGAGCUAUGAGACGGAGUUGCCGGCAUGGGCGCUGCCGCCGGAGGGAUAUGAAGGCCCGACGGAGGCGACAGGAGAGAGUGAUCCUCUCGCGGCGGAUUUGGCGAAGCUUGGUUUGAAUGACGAUGGGACCGCGAAGGCGGAACAUGAAAUCAAGCAAGACGAGAGGGAACCUGUGGUGGCAGUCGCAUGA